This is a messenger RNA of Phoenix dactylifera (date palm), 1920 nucleotides long. Its product is annotated as protein kinase and Mad3-BUB1-I domain-containing protein. Lineage: Eukaryota; Viridiplantae; Streptophyta; Magnoliopsida; Arecales; Arecaceae. The record is from RefSeq and is a predicted model, not a curated record. Gene Ontology annotation, biological process: protein phosphorylation; mitotic spindle assembly checkpoint signaling; meiotic sister chromatid cohesion, centromeric. Gene Ontology annotation, molecular function: protein kinase activity; ATP binding.
UUCCUUUCCCUGAUCCCUCCGCAAACGGCCUAAGCUCUUCUCCGCCGCCUCCACCUCCUCACCGGCCGAGAACCACAACAUGGUCCACCCCGCACGGCUCCCCCCUACCACCAGCCCCCUCCGCAACUCCCCCAGGGCGUCGCAGGAAAAAUCCUCCCCCCGUUACCUCGCCGAUCCCAUUCUCCCCUGGCUCCGGUCGAUCCGCAAGGCUUUCGAUGAUUUCAGAAGAGAUCCUGACGGCACCACCGCCGCUCCCUUCAAGAAUCUCUUGGAAGACUGCAUCAACAAUUUCGCGGAUGACAAGCGCUACCGCAACGACGUCAGAUUCCUCAAGAUCUGGAUCCUCUAUGGUGACGCGAUUCAAGAUUUCAAAAGGGUCUUCGAGAUGCUGGAGGUGAAAGGAAUCUGCCAAACUCACUCUCUGCUCUACGAGUCGUAUGCGCUGUUUCAUGCUUACAAAGGAAAUCUGCUGGCGGCCCACGAUGCUUAUCAUCUUGGCCUGUCCAGGAUUGCUGAGCCUCCAGACAGGCUCAAGAAGAUGCACAACUUGUUCCUAGAAAUUAAUCAGAAUGCCAGACCCGAUCCCAAGAUUGAUAUGACCGGAUUUUCAAGGCAGGAGCCGAAUUAUAUAGACCCAUGGUCAGCUUCUACCAUCAGCAAUCUACUGAAAAGGAUGGAUUUGGACAUCAAAAAGUAUAAUGGUUAUUAUCGGAGCAGUAAGAUCUAUUCAGGGAAAGUAUCCCUGACUUCUCUACAGAAUUCUUCAAGAAAUAAAAUUGUUGAGCUAGGUAAUAGUAAAUACCAGAUCAGAGGCUGUUCGGGCCUGGGUGGAUUUGCUCAAGUAUAUAAAGCUUAUAUUGACAGCAAUCCUGAUGAUGUAGUUGCACUAAAGAUUCAAAAGCCUGCAUAUCCUUGGGAAUUUUACAUGUAUCGCCAACUUGAUAAGCGCGUCUCUGAUGUUGAGAGGCCAUGCUUUGGAUUUGCUCAUAAAGUGCAUAUCUUUUCUGACUUGAGCGUUCUAGUUUGUGACUAUUUUUCUCACGGAACUCUUCAGGAUGCUAUCAAUUCCCAUCUGGUAAUGCAGAAGCCUAUGGAAGAAGUACUGUGCAUUUAUUACACAAUAGAGUUGCUGCGCAUGCUUGAAAUUUUGCAUAGUGUUGGCAUAAUUCAUGGUGAUUUCAAGCCAGAUAAUCUUCUUGUUCGGUACGCAAGGGAAGAUUUGUCGGAGGAUACAUUCAACAGCAGGCCCGGACCUUGGCGUGAUCAGGGACUAUGCCUUGUCGACUGGGGAAGGGGGAUAGAUCUGAGCCUUUUUCCAGCUGGUAUAGAAUUUCAUGGGGACUGCCGAACUUCUGGAUUUCGUUGUGUUGAGAUGCAGGAAAAUCGAACAUGGACAUAUCAAGUUGACACUUAUGGACUCUGUGUUAUUGUGCAUAUGAUGCUUCAUGGAUCUUACAUGACUGUCGAAAAGAAGGUUAAUCCAGAUGGAAGCCAUCACUAUCAACCUAAAUCACCACUCAAAAGGUAUUGGAAUGUUGCUUUGUGGAAAAACCUCUUUUCUGGAUUGCUCAACAUACAGUCCAAUGACAGUGACGUACCCCUGCUGCAGAGUUUAAGAAGAUCCUUUGAGGAGUACAUUGGCAGUAACCCACAACUUAUAAAUAAAUUAAAACAUUUACUGGUGAAGCAGAAGGCAUCCUUGUGUUCAGCUUAGCCCGUUCUCUGGCCCAAAUUUAUCAAUAUUAUCUGUUCAUUCAACUAACUAAGAUUGUAUAACAUCCAAUGUACAUAACGGAUUGGACAGUAGCUGCAUACCAUAAAUCUCAUGGUAUGAUAUGUUUGUCUGUUUGACUUGCAUGAGCUUGCACUCUGAAGCCAUGUCAAGUGAAUGAAGCUGUAAGCAGUUGUUUAGUGUCUUCA